This is a messenger RNA of Adelges cooleyi (spruce gall adelgid), 920 nucleotides long. RefSeq names its product allatostatin C-like. Lineage: Eukaryota; Metazoa; Arthropoda; Insecta; Hemiptera; Adelgidae. Bases 122 to 499 code for a protein of 125 amino acids. The transcript has 3 exons. The record is from RefSeq and is a predicted model, not a curated record.
UGGCGCUUAUAAAACCGCUUGUUUUUCGCAGUGUGAUUUACUUUGGUAUCGAAUCCGCCGACCGCCGACCGCCGUCCGGGCCAACAUACACUCAACAGGUGCGCCAACAAUAUUGUUAGAGAUGGCCAAACAAAUCGAAAUAACAAUGAUUGGAUUACUGUUGACCGUUACACUACUGGCUGGGUGUCUACUCAAGCCAGCUUUUGGCAAUGCCAUAGACCAAAGAGUACUGCAAAGGGAGUUGGGGGAGAGACCUCCUGAAGUUAUGUCAAUCGACGACAAGGAAGAUUACCGAGACCUCGACGAGUCCAACAUAAUCAACGACUAUGGAAUGAAACCAAAGAGCGACUACCAGAGUCUGGAGAAUGCCCUGGCCGAGUACCUGUUCGCCAAACAGAUGGCCAGCAAAUUCCGCGCCCGAGGAAGCAUGAUGGGCUUACAGAAGAAAAGAAGUUAUUGGAAGCAAUGCGCUUUCAACGCUGUGUCGUGUUUUGGUUAGAUACAACUUUUCGUGCCAAAAGAAAAAUUACACACAACUUAUCCGCAUAUAAUUAAAUAAGAAAUAAUUAAACCUAUACGACCGGACCCUGCUUGAAAUAUUUGUUUUUUUUUUUUUUUGUUGUGUGUUCGCUUCAUUAAAAUGCCUCAUACCCCCCCCCCCCCCAUUUGGAAAGUUGUACUAUUACAGAACUGCGAGUCAUGGCAUAGUAAAAUAUGUUUAUUAAAAAUUAAUAUGGAAAAUUAUAGUAUACCGUGUAAUGUAAUAUAUAACUAUAAUUAUUAUUUAUGUGUUGUGUAACUGCUAUUUAAACUAGUUAUAGUGAUAACCCUGCUUAGACGGUCGAACCCGAAUAAUAUUAAUUAAUAUCGCAAUAAUAAUAUAUAUAUCACGUUAAUUUAGUUUAUCCAAUGUCAAAUCA